Messenger RNA from Scleropages formosus (Asian bonytongue), 2728 nucleotides. It is a transcript of the gene yod1, whose product is annotated as YOD1 deubiquitinase. The coding region runs from base 82 to 993 and encodes 303 amino acids. Lineage: Eukaryota; Metazoa; Chordata; Actinopteri; Osteoglossiformes; Osteoglossidae. Gene Ontology annotation, cellular component: nucleus; cytosol. Gene Ontology annotation, biological process: ERAD pathway; endoplasmic reticulum unfolded protein response; protein deubiquitination. The record is from RefSeq and is a predicted model, not a curated record. The transcript is spliced from 3 exons. Gene Ontology annotation, molecular function: cysteine-type deubiquitinase activity; protein binding.
UGCGCACGCUGUCCCCCCGUGCGGUGUUUAUUGUUUAAAGAUACGGCCGUUUCGCUGGGCUAAGAGCCGAAGGAUCGAAGGAUGCUGCGUCUGCGUUGCAAGGCCAAGAACGGGACUCACCUGAUGCAGGGCCUGACGCACCAGUCCUGUGUGCAGGAGCUCAAGGACAAGGUAGAGGAACUGACGGGGAUCCCCUGCAACGUGCAGAAGAUCAUGGUGGGAUACCCACCCUCGAGCCUGGACUUGCGCAACGGGGAAGCACACUUGAAAGACUACCCCAUCAAGUCAGGCGAUACUCUCAUUAUAGAGGAGGAGAAGAACAAGCCGAAGCCCCAGGCCAGUGCGGCAGGAGGCAAAGGGCCCCAGCUGGAGUCACAGCCCGUUCUGGCGCGCCAUGUCGUACCUGCAGACAACAGCUGCCUCUUCACCAGCAUCUAUUACGUGGUGGAGGGUGGGGUGUAUGACCCAGGCUGUGCGCCGGAGAUGCGCAACCUCAUCGCCCAGAUUGUGGCAAGCAACCCCAGUGCAUACUCGGAGGCCGUGCUGGGCAAGAACAAUGAGGAGUACUGCGCCUGGAUCCGACGCGACGACACCUGGGGUGGCGCUAUUGAGGUCUCCAUCCUCUCCAAGUUCUACCAGUGCGAAAUCUGCGUGGUGGACACGCAGACGGUGCGCGUGGACCGCUUUGGCGAGGACGCUGGCUACCAAAAGCGUGUGUUGCUCAUCUACGAUGGGAUCCACUACGAUCCACUGCAGCGAGAAACACCCGGUGCCGAGGGGGCGCCGCCGCCUCAGACCAUCUUCUCAACGGCGGACGAUGUGGUCUUGGCGCAGGCGCUGGAGCUGGCUGACGAGGCACGGCGGAAGAGGCAGUUCACGGACGUCAACCGAUUCGCGCUGCGCUGCAUGGUGUGUCAGAUGGGCCUGGUGGGACAGGCAGAGGCACGGGAGCAUGCCAAGGAGACAGGCCAUGCCAACUUCGGAGAGGUGUGAGGCCCUGUGUCGCCCUUCGUCCUCCAGACCCCUCCCCACCUCCACCAAUGCUCAUGUCACUUGCUGUCGUCAUCUCGUUCUCAGUCUGCGCGAUCUACCUCACGUGGCCCCCGAGUACCCAGAGACAUGCUGCCGAUGCCUUCUGUCCAACCUACUGUUACGAUGCCCCCCCCCCGGUACCUCUCCCAACUGCUGUUGGCAAACAGGCCCCCAGCAAGAUUCCAGUGUCACCUCUUCCGCUUUUUACUUUUAUUGUACACAGUAGGGAUUGUAUGAAGCGGUUAUUGUUUCAAAAUGUAGUUUGAUGUAUCUUGCCUGUUUGGAAAUGGCACUUAAACCUCAGUUCAAACCAAAACUGGAUUUUGGAAAGGCCUUAUCGUGCCGUGGCACCGUUGCGACACAUCUUCCAGCCGUUAUUAAGUGUCGGGUGUUACGUCGUUAUAUCUUAUUUGAUUCUUAAUCACGAGCAAAGAAAUUACACAGUUGCUCACACAGCAUCUAUAGACAUAUUUAUUGAUUAUAUGCAAUCCAGAUAUGUGGGAGGAGGGGGAUAUUUAGGAUGAUUUUUAUUUGUGAAGUUUUUUAGGGAGAAUAACCUUUAAAUCAAAUUGCUCGAUCAUGGAGGACAAAACAAUCAUUUUCAGAGCUACUAACUUUUUUUUUUUUUUUUUUUCCCACUUGGUUUGGCUUGUUGGAGUGAUGUUUCAUUACUGCACUUGAAUUAUUGCCUUUUGCAGUGAUACUGAAAAGUUACAGUUCGGGGGAAGCCCACACACAGUAUUGCUCCCUGACCUGUGGUUUAGCACCCCAAGUAGUUUUAACUAUUUAUCGCUCAUUAAAAUGAUGUAGAAUGUUCCGAGAAGUUAAGGCUUAAUGUUUUGUUUGGUUUUUAAUUUUGUUUUGUGAUCAAGCAAAAAAAAAAAAAAACAAAUCAAAUUUAGCUCAUUGUGGUGCUUUUAAAAUCUUCAACAGCAGAAUGAGGAGGAACUGAGUACCCAUCACAUUUCAGUUGUAAAUGACAUUUUGGUGCUUUUCCAUCUUGGAAAAACAGUAUACAUGUGAACUUUCAGAGUAUUUGGAUUCAGGUACUGUCUGCACAGUAUGCUUUGCUUGCACGAUGACCAACACAAAACAAAUGUCCUGCUUUUCUGUGCCACCAAAGGACAGGUCAUUUCACUCUGAAUCGCCCGGUCAAACAGCAGGUGCUGUAGCAAGCCUUUGCAGGGUUCAAUAGCAUGUCUAGCCUUGAGCGCUCUUCCUCCCCUCUAUUGGACAUGGUUUUCACCUGUAGAUGACAUGUCAGUAUGAAACCAACCAAUGAUACUUCUGCCAAUUUCACUGUUCAGAUGAAAGCAUGAAAUGUGUAUUACAAAGCACCGUCUUGACUUCCCACUCUCAGUCUGCCUUUGCUAAUCACAGGAAAAUGCAAUCUAGGUGAACCAGAAGCCGUGUUCGGAAUGAUGUUCUCGUCUUGACACAUCCUUGUGUCUCGCCUCUUCACGGUGAUCAUUUAAUGGUUGAUUCAAUGUAUUUGUGUAGCAUGCCACUGUAUUUCCUUUCAUGUAGAGGACAGCUGCACUGGGGAGUGUCCCAUACUAAUUCCACUUUUAUGAAAAAGCUAUGAACUGAAAUGCUAUGAGUGCCCUUUCCUUUCUAAUUAUAUUACUUAAAUAGACUCCAUAAAUGAUAACAUACGAAAGUGCAGGGAGUGGGUCUGUUCAACUGUGUGUGUGUG